AUGGAAGCGACCAUUGCUGAGGGGGAUGUGUGCCAGGUCAUUGCGCACCAGCUCCUGAAGGAUCUAGGUGAAAGCCAUCGCAUCAAAGAAGCCACCGAGGACAACAGUCCAUGUCCGCACCACGAAGAAUUCGUAGGCAAAGUGUCGUUGAGAGUCCAAAACAAAAGUCUCUCUUUUAGUGAGAGAGAGGAGUUUUGUGUUGUGGAGGGCGACAGUCGAAUGCUAGUUCUCAAUAUGCCAAUGCCUGAGCAAGACAAGACUCCAGCCAUCUUGCCUAUUGGGCUUUUCGCAUCGACGACGCCAAGAAAAGAAAAGAACCGCAUGAAAGAUGCCAAGCGACAGAGGAAGAACGAAGAUCAACAGAAGUACAAGGAAAAUCAUGUGGCAGCAAAGGAAGCCUUGCAUAAUGAAGGAGAAAGGGAGGAGCAAGAGGAAGCGAAUCUUGCAGCAAGCAAGCCUUGA
Exophiala dermatitidis NIH/UT8656 is the source of this 462-nucleotide messenger RNA. RefSeq lists its product as uncharacterized. Lineage: Eukaryota; Fungi; Ascomycota; Eurotiomycetes; Chaetothyriales; Herpotrichiellaceae. The record is from RefSeq and is a predicted model, not a curated record. The transcript is spliced from 2 exons. The coding region runs from base 1 to 462 and encodes 153 amino acids.